Molecule: messenger RNA, 2508 nt
Organism: Cantharellus anzutake
Lineage: Eukaryota; Fungi; Basidiomycota; Agaricomycetes; Cantharellales; Hydnaceae
Exons: 4
Coding region: 99-2078 (659 amino acids)
Source: RefSeq, a predicted model, not a curated record
CCAUCCAUCACGGUUCCUACUCCCUGCAGCACUCAGCCCGGUGAUCUGCCUCAGAGGAGGCUCUCAACUCGACGUGGAUCCAGAUCCGCCCCGGAUCCAUGGGCUUUGCCCUUACAUCGUUCACACCCAUUCAUCCUCCCGAGGGAGAAAAGCCUUCCCCUGCCCAUUAUGGUAACAACGUGGGAGAUAACGGUGGUUCCUCUCGCCCAGGAUCGACUGCUCACACUGCGCCAAACUCACCGAUUUCCCAUCGGUGCUCGUUCUCAAACCCGAAUCUGGCUCCCAUGAUGAAACAACCUCAUCUUACGGCACAACAAAUCUACGAGCUAGCCAUGGAAUCCACUGGGAACACUCAGCCAAGCACUCCCAGCUCGCCGGCUACUUCCAUUUAUGGUGCUGGACGUCCCGUUCGCUCACGUCCUACGACGCCCGGCGCCUCCGAGCGACCCUCCCCUGCAGUGUUUACUCCGAUGCCAGAUGAAGUUUUGCUUCCAUUUGUCAAUCGUCCCGCCGAGGUUACCCAGCUUCUCAACGAACUGCCUACCUCCCGACUCUUUAAUCUUCUCAGGGCACUUUUUCCAGAGAAUAUGCACCACAUGAAGGAAGGCGAGGAAGACGAAGAAGACCCUACAAAAUGGUCAUUCACGAGGUUAUCGCAACUUUUGAUGGAGACUACCAGAACGCAAUGUGAUGAUAAGUUAUGGGUCGAGCUUGCGAGGACAUGGGCAUUGGGUGUCCCUGUGGAGCUUGAGGUCGAUGAUGAAGAUGACGAAGAUGACGAGGAUGUUGGCAUCGUCCUUGAAGGUGCCGAUCUCAUUACGCAUACCCCCGAAGAUUUGGUUCCUUCAGAAAGUAUCAAUGGGGGCCUUGCUGUGCCUCCGAGGACUGACGAGUCUGUUCCCGAUAUUGCUUAUGACUCUCGUUCGGUGUUCGAUGAGGACCUUGAUGAGCCCAAGGCUGUUCUGGAACCCGUAUUUGCCGAUGAGGAGCUUGAGCUAGGGCAUACCCUGGAACAACCCCUUGGGCCGUCAGCGAGCGGAUACUUCCCCAGCGGUGCUAGCGAGAGCGGCUUUAGUAACCGGUAUAUGGAAAAUAUCGGGGAAGGCGAAGAGGAAGAGGAAGACGAGAGGUCGAGGAGUGCUGCUGCUGCUGUGGCCCCCGCAUCUCGUGAUCCAGAUGUCCAUAUCAAGGAUUACGCAACACAUGAAACGCAAGGAUUAGAGCAUGAGCUCCUGCCGCUUGGAUCACGCAGGGCGCACUUUGGUAUCCCUGACUCCCCCGAGGAUAGUCCUACAUCUACAAAUCUCAGUGACAAAGACCGGGAUCGUGAGAUUCGAGCACUGCAGAUUACUACCUCCCCUGCACCAAGCAGCCUCGGUCGUCCUACUCUUCCAGUAGGCUCAUCUCUUCAGCAUUCUACCUCACCCCUUUUUCGCCCCGUUUCGAAUCUUUCCAUCCGUACUGGGGCUGGAGAUGCCGACACAGGCUCUCCUGCCACAUCCAUCAAACCUCUCGAACACGAGCCUGUGGACACUUUAGAUUCUCCUGCGUCCACGGAUCCUGCGUCUCAUUCAAGUGCCGCUACUGUAUUACCCCUUCCCGCGGGCACAGGUGGAAGGCGUCGACCCUCUGAGGCAAUCAGUGAGGCGAUCAAUGGUGGCGCAUCUAGGUUUUUGAGAGAUCCGAAGGGAUAUCAAGGUUUUGGAGGGUUUGGACUCACGAAUCCAAACAAGCCGUAUCAUCCUGCUUUAAGUGAGCGGGGACCCGGCAAUCCACUGUUUCCCAGUAGCUUCGCCGGUCUGAGCGUUGCACCGACUUUGUCCGCCAACGUGCGUUCCGUAUCCAUGUCUCACGGAACAGAGUAUCCUGCUUCCCUCUCUCACUCGCUACGUUCCACACAUGAGGACUCCGGACGUGACUCUCCAUUAGGUUUGAACCUUAACGGUUUCCCCCUACGUCGGAUCGUGUCUGUCGGUGGCGGAAGGCACCGUGUGAGAAGUGGUUGGGGGGACAUUAAGGAUAGGUAUGAAUACGCUGUCACUACUGCUAGCGCGAGUAGCGAUGGUGGAAGAGGGUGAACUUCGAUCCCUUGGACGUCAGGCCUUCCGAGGGCAUGGGCUGCCAACCGUGGUCUUGACCUCAUUUCCUUGAUCCCCCCCCCCCCACACACACUUGUUACAUAUCUGUAUCUAUCACCAGCACCCAUGUCCAGACUCUCAAGCUGAUCCCAUGCACUUCUCUGUACCCUCUCCACAAGCAUCUCUCUGUUUUCCAUUUAUUGCCUACCUGUUGACGUUCUCGUUUCUUCCAUUCGCAUGCUGUAAACCCCCCUCUUUCAUCCGAGCACCGAUAAACACGCCUCGCAAAAAGAUACCACAAGGCCAUAUCCCCUCUUUCGUAUGUUGUAUGGUAGCCGAUGAUUCGCUGGUUUUUUUUUUUGUUGUUACAAAUUGCUUGUGCUACGUUAUAAUAAAACAUGAAAAAUUCCUGUUUGUAAUUUUAAGCCCU